Molecule: messenger RNA, 1015 nt
Organism: Melitaea cinxia (Glanville fritillary)
Lineage: Eukaryota; Metazoa; Arthropoda; Insecta; Lepidoptera; Nymphalidae
Exons: 3
Coding region: 4-882 (292 amino acids)
Source: RefSeq, a predicted model, not a curated record
AUCAUGGCGUUGAGCGCUAUAGCAGAAGAUUAUUUUCGUUCUAUGAAUCCCAUAGCCUCUAAAAUUCACGAAGAUAUUGUCGAAGCCAAAAAUUCCUAUGAAAAUAUAUGGGAUACGCUCACGGAAAAGGAACAGGCUGAAAUAAUAAAUGAAUCCAUAAUAAAACCCGAUAUAGUCCUUAAAUAUGCUCUACUUGACAAUUUAGAUUUUGAUAUCAACGAGCCACCGGUACGAAAAGACAAUUUAAUGUCAUUCUUUGGCCGUGAACAUGGCUUACGGAUGAUUCAAGAUGAGAACACAUCAUACCGAGACGAACACUCGGCACCUUUCCUCUAUCAAACAAAGAGUCAGCUUAACUUGUGUGUUCUCAGCGAGCAUCGAGUACCCAAAGACGUUAAAUGCACUUCACCUCCACCGAUAAUGACAGAACUAGCGUUAUCUCACUCGAAAGUUGUCAACGAACUUAAAAAUGCAUUAAAGUCCCAUGAUGUACUAAAAAGUACGUUCAAGGAAAAAGAAACUCACGAUCGAACAGAUCGAGAUGUUAUAUCACCAACAGGGUUUAUAAGUAAAUUUAUGGGUAAUUUUAAGAGUAAAGAUGAGGAGCGAGAGUGCCUGAUGCCAUCGUUACCUCAGACACAGAUUGUGGCGUCAUCGGAGAACUUCUUCAGGACGAACUUCAAGAGUCCACAAAAUGAAUGUAAAUUUGAAAAGGAUUAUAGAAGUAGCGUCAUCAAGUCCCAUAGUGAUCUCUCAGAAGAGAACCGAGGCUUGCUGUCAUCAAGUCAAGCGUCAUCAGGUACUGACUUUCAGUCGACAGAAACUUUGACAGAAACUAGCACUUUACCAAAGACUGGGUACGAUUUCUUAGACAACUGGUAAUAUAUUUAUAGCAGACGCUUACGUGUAUACAUACCAAUACUAAACUACAUAAAUAAGUUGUAGAAAAGCCAGAGGCAUUAAAUCAAAUCACGUAUACUACAUACUCUUCAAAAUCAAAAACAUCUUGAUUCGA